This is a messenger RNA of Syngnathoides biaculeatus (alligator pipefish), 2212 nucleotides long. RefSeq names its product pyridoxamine 5'-phosphate oxidase (gene pnpo). Bases 359 to 1186 code for a protein of 275 amino acids. The record is from RefSeq and is a predicted model, not a curated record. The transcript has 7 exons. Lineage: Eukaryota; Metazoa; Chordata; Actinopteri; Syngnathiformes; Syngnathidae. Gene Ontology annotation, biological process: pyridoxal 5'-phosphate biosynthetic process; pyridoxine biosynthetic process. Gene Ontology annotation, molecular function: pyridoxamine phosphate oxidase activity; FMN binding.
GAAGACUAUAUGUAACGGUCAUGUAAUUAGAUGACGAAGGCUGACAAAUAUAAAAUCUAAAGCUAAAAAUUCCAGACUUUCACAAUUCUUCUUCUUCAAAUUAAUGAAUUCCAACAGGGCACGAUCGUAUUUUCUUUUUCGAAACUCUUCGGGACAAUAUUCUUUAAACGCAGCACGAUGCAUGGAUGAGCAAGUUCUUUCUUGAAAGUAACAUUUAAUAUUUUUGUAUCUACUUCAUGUCAUAAAAAGUCAUCAGCUGAGUAAGAAACUGCUGGCUAUUAGGAAGGGGAAAAAAAUUCCGAGUUACCUAUUAACAUCCUGUUACAAAACUCUCAGUUACGUCAUAUUGGCGACAAGCAUGAGGCGGACGCUGUCAUUGCGACCGAUUGUGUUGUUUUUAUUCGGGGCUAAUCGCGGGUCUCGUUUGCCUCCGACUGGUCGCGCACGAAGCGUCUUUGCACACCUUCUCGGCGGACAGACGACUCGUGAGAACUCCAGCAUGGAUCUGAGUGACAUGAGGAAGAAGUACAAAGGAGACGAGGAGUGUUUCGAGGAGGACCAGCUGACCUCGCUGGACCCAAUCGAGCAGUUCGGAGGCUGGUUCGACGAAGCCGCCAAGUGCCCCGAGGUCGGCGAGGCCAACGCCAUGUGCAUCGCCACGGCAACCAAAGAUGGACGGCCGUCGGCCCGCAUGGUCCUGCUGAAAGGUUACAGCGACUACGGCUUCCGAUUCUUCACCAACUACGAGAGCCGCAAGGGAACGGAGCUGGAGAGCAACCCUCACGCUUGCCUCGUCUUCUACUGGGAACCUUUGAACAGACAGAUCCGCAUCGAGGGCGAAGUGGAGCGCAUCCCCUACCAGAGCUCCCGUGAUUACUUCCACUCGCGGCCGAAAAGCAGCCAGAUCGGGGCGGUGGUGAGCAGGCAGAGCACGCCGGUCCCCGACAGAGGCUUCCUGAGGGAGAAGAAUGCGGAGCUGGAGGAGAAGUACAAGGACACGCAAGUGCCCAUGCCGGACUACUGGGGGGGCUACGUGGUGAAGCCCCAUCUGAUCGAGUUCUGGCAGGGUCAGACCAACAGGCUCCACGACCGCAUCGUCUUCACCAAAAUGGCCGCCGACGCCCAGCUGGGAGAGUACCAGCGGCGCGGCGAGGGGGGCUGGGUUUACCAGCGGCUCUCCCCGUGAACGCGGGACGACCCCCCCGGGUUCUCGCCACCCGCCACAGAACUUCAAAAACAUCGCGGCGUCACUUGUUUUUAAUUUUUCCAUCUAACAAACCUCGGCAGAGAUGAAGACGGAGCCCUGCGGCAAAUAGCGAAAAUUAAAAAAAAAAAAUCAAUUUUGGAUGAUCCCACCAAUGUUUUGAAUUGACUAUCAAUAAUUUAAACCAGUACUACCUCAAAAAAAAAAAAUACUUGGCUCUUAAAGUACCUGAACUGCGACAUUAUACACAGUUUGAAUAUUAACAACGCACUUAAUGAUUAAAAAAAAUCUAUUGCUCAAAAAUCAUUUAAAAAAAAUUCAAUAAAUGUUCUAAAAUGAACUGCUUCAAAAUAUUAAUUGCAGAUUUAUUGUUAAAUAGAACUGAACUGUACUUAAAUAUUGAGUAAUGCGUUUAACAACAACAAAAAAAGAUCAAGUCGCUGUAGAUUAUGCUGUUUUCGAUCAUUUAAUUCGGUGAUUCUUUGGUGUACCACUAGAUGGAGCCUGUGUACCGCUCAUUUCAAAUUAAUCUGACAAAAAUACCUUUCAAAAUUAAAGUUUGAACCGUAGAAUCAUGCAAAAAGUAUUGAUAUGGAAUUGUGAUGGAAAAAAACCCCAUAGUAAUUAUUUAAAACUCAUUGUAUAACGCGCUGCUAAAAAGCUGUAGCUAGCUCCGUUUGUCUGAAAAGGAAACAUUUGAAGCACAUGUGUUCUUGCAAAUGUGACGAAGACUCUAUAACUUCUGCUAACAACCCAGGCUAAUCUUAGCCCCUCCCUGACAUCUGAGUCGAGAUGGAUCACGUGAGCGUACUUCCUUGACACCAAUUACUGCUUUCCUAUUGAGACAGAGCGUUGGUGUUUUGGAAAAAGCACCAAAAUUGGAUUUUUUCUUCUUCGGUGAAUAACUGGAGAUAACCGUGACAGGAAAAAAAAAUAUGAAAUUGUGAACUGCGAAUGUACAAACAAUACAUGAUCAGUGCAUGCAAUUAAAAGUCCAUUGUGUUUCUU